Molecule: messenger RNA, 1780 nt
Organism: Centruroides sculpturatus (bark scorpion)
Lineage: Eukaryota; Metazoa; Arthropoda; Arachnida; Scorpiones; Buthidae
Product: aprataxin and PNK-like factor
Exons: 5
Biological process (GO): double-strand break repair
Cellular component (GO): site of double-strand break; nucleus
Molecular function (GO): DNA-(apurinic or apyrimidinic site) endonuclease activity; 3'-5' exonuclease activity
Source: RefSeq, a predicted model, not a curated record
UUAGAAGAUUUUAUCGUUAGUGAUGAUGAUGAGUGGGAUAGUGAUGAAUCUCACACACAAAGGUCAAGAAGGAGAAGAGGAUUGAAAAAAGAUGAAGAUUCUGGAAGUGAUUGGGAAGCAGAACAUAGAAAGAAAAGAAGAAGUUAUAGAGUAGAUUCUGGAAGUGAAUCCGGUAGUGACUGGGAAACAGAAAAUCGAAAGAAAAAAUUGCCUAAGAAAUCUAGAAGAGGUAAAACUAGAUUUUCGAAAGAUAUUUCUGAUGAUGAUGAUGAGGACGAUGAAAUUGAAGAAGCAUUUUCUUCAAAAAAUAGAGGAAGGAGGAAACCUUGUUCAUAUGGAAAGGAAUGUUAUAGAAAAAAUCCUAUACACUUUGAAGACUAUAGUCAUCCUGGAGAUUCUGAUUAUAAUAGUGAUCCCACCAAUGAAAGCGAUGAUGGAGAAAUUCCAGAGUGUCCUUAUGGAAUAGAUUGUUACAGGAAGAAUUCACAACACAGAAAAGAAUAUCGACAUACAAAGAAAGUACGCCCAAAAAGAGAAGCUGCAAAAAAAGCAGGAAAAAGACAAAAUGACGAUGAUGAUGAACCAGAAGAUUCAAAUAUGAAUGAUUUAAAUGAUGAAGAAUCAGAUGAUUAUGAACCACAAGAAUCAGCUUCUGAUUGGGAACCAGAAGGUGAUAGUGAUGGUGAAGAUGUGAACAGACUAAUGAAAGAGGCAAAAGGCUUUGUACAAAACAAAGCAUCAAAACAAGUAUGACAUGAACAUGUAAUGGAGAUGAUGCUUUUGGUGCUUUCAGCACAUCUUUAUGGAACAGCUUUACAGAGUUAUCUAGUGCUGUGCAAAGUGUCUUCUCGUGUUAAAAAAUUGGGAACAGACUGCAACAAAAUGUACAGAGAAUUAUGUGUAGUGUUUUCUAUAUGCCAUUGUGCUAUUAGUAUUGACAGCAUUUGAAGUACUACAAAGCAUUUUGCUGCAAUAUGUUAUUUUGUGGGAUGGGGAUAUAUUAAUUGCACCAAACAGUCAUCAUAAAUAUUUUCCAAGCAUGGAUUAUCUUGCAGCAAUUAGGAUACAGUCUAAGUUCUGAAUAUAUAUUCACCCAUAAACUUUUUGAAAUUUACUUAUGCUUCAGCUUUAAUAAUGCUUGGCAUUAUGUAUUUUAAACAAUAUGUUCCUUAAGAAAUUUAACAUUAAUAAGUUGAAUUUGUGUCAUUUAUACAGUAACUAUGUACAUUACACACAAGUUAUUUUCAGUUUAAAUCAAGAAAUACUAUCCCUUGGUAGUAGCUUGUACAAUAAAUAAAAUACAUUUAAACAAUGUAUAUUAUCCAUCAUCUCUAGCAAUUAGUCAAGGGAGAAUAUUUGUAAAAUAUGUUAUACUGGCAGGUCGAUUUUAGCUUAUUUUAUCUGCUUUCAUAUAAUGAACAAAUUGCAUAGUGCCAGAUCAUAAAAUUUGGAAAAUGAAUCAUUUUCCAUCAGUGCAUGAUAUGUCGUUCAUAAUUCUGAUUUUGCUAUGAUAUUGAAAAAUUUACUUCCAAUUGUCUUUUGUCAUUAUUGCUUCUUGACUGUUUAACUACAACUUGUUAAUUGAGUAUGUUUGUAACAUGAUCAUGAUUUACUAUGUGUGAGAAAUUAAUAAUAGCAUGAAAAAGUGAUAAUUUGAUGUGUUGUUUCAUUUGGAAGUCUUUGUUUGCCUGAAAAUUAGUAGUAUUUGGUGGAAUUGUGCUGAUAAUAGUAGAAUGCUAUAUUAGAGAAAUAUUUAUUAAAAAUCUACCGUUAAAAUUUU